Acanthosepion pharaonis is the source of this 870-nucleotide messenger RNA. The record is from the annotation of a GenBank genome assembly. Lineage: Eukaryota; Metazoa; Mollusca; Cephalopoda; Sepiida; Sepiidae.
AUGCUUUUCCUUCUUUAUAUUCCUCCUCCUUCUGUCUUUCUUUCUUUCUUUCUUUCUUUCUUUCUUACAUUCUUUCGCUCGUUCGUUAAUGAUUUAUUUCUUUUUAGCCCUUUCCUCUUUAUACUCUUUCUCGUCUUUCUUUCUUUCUUUCUUUCUUUCUUUCGCUCGUUCGUUAAUGAUAUUUUUUUUAGCCUUUUCCUCUUUAUACUCCUUCUCGUCUUUCUUUCUUUCUUUCUUUUUUUCUUACAUUCUUUCGCUCGUUCGUUAAUUAUUUAUUUCUUUUUUAGCUUUUUCCUCUUUAUAUUCCUUAUCGUCUUUCUUUCUUUCUUUCUUUUUUUCUUUCUUUCUUUCUUUCGCUCGUUCGUUAAUGAUAUUUUUUUAGCCUUUUCCUCUUUAUACUCCUUCUCGUCUUUCUUUCUUUCUUUCUUUCUUUCUUUCUUUCUUUCUUUCUUUCUUUCUUUCGCUCGUUCGUUAAUGAUUUAUUUCUUUUUUAGCUUUUUCCUCCUUAUACUCCUUCUCGUUUUUCUUUCUUUCUCUCUUUCUUUCUUUCUUUCUUUCUUUCUUUUAGGGACAUUUCCUUUCUUCUUUAGCUUUCGUUUAUUAAUGUGCUCCCCGUUUUUCUUUCUUUUGCUUGUGAACGUUUUGCAAUCUUUUUUGGUUUUCGUUCAUUAUUAUUUUCCUCGUUGUUCUUUAUUUCUUUCGUUCUUUCGCUUUUGCUUUUUUAGGUUUUCAUUCCUUACUUUUAUACUUGUUUUCCUUUCUUUCUUUUACGAACUUUUUCCUUCUUUUUUGAUGGCGUUCAUUAUCAUCCUCAUCGCUUUUCUUUCUUUCUGUCUUUUUUGGUCUUUCGUUCGGUUAUUCAUUUUUUGA